Messenger RNA from Trichoplusia ni (cabbage looper), 1416 nucleotides. RefSeq lists its product as uncharacterized. The record is from RefSeq and is a predicted model, not a curated record. Lineage: Eukaryota; Metazoa; Arthropoda; Insecta; Lepidoptera; Noctuidae. The transcript has 3 exons. The annotation marks the transcript as partial.
AUGAAAUGGGAGAUUGUAUUGUGUGAGAAUUUUAGGCCAAAAUGGAUUUUUUUUGCUAAAGCACACGUUUUAAAAAAGAAAGACAGUAAGGCAGAAGAAUUAACGAAGAAAAAUCUAAAAGCCAUGUUGCAGGGCUACAGAAAAAGCGAUAAUGAACUUAUUAAGAAGAGUGCAAGCGGUGAUAUUGGUAUUUAUACUAGUUACGACGUGUCCAAUGUGAGUGAUGUUGAAGAAAUUGUAAUUUCUGGUAGUGAAGCAGAUACUAGUCAAUCAAAGUCUUCUGAAGCCGAUAGCACAUCACCUAGUAAAAUUUCUGCUAGUAAUCGAUAUAUUAACAAUGAAAUUGAAACAAAAUCUGAAGAUACAGAGAGCCAGAAAUCUAGUGCCUCUGGUAAAUCAAGUGAUGAAGUAGUUGUGAGAGAAUCACGAAGUAAUGAAUCUAUAUCGGAGUGUGAUGAGGAAAUACAAUCUUUGUCUGACGAAGCUGAAAGUGUAGAAUCUGACUCAAGUGAGGAAAUACCACUUCUAAUAAAAUUAGAUGAAACAACAACAGAAGCUGUGUCAACAGAUUCAGAAGAAUUUGAUCCAGAAGGAAUUUUAGCAUCAAAAAUACUUGAGAAAUUGGGUAAAACCAAAGUUGAAUCUAGUCAUAAAGGAAAGAAGAGGAAACUCGAGAAUGUUCCAAAAAAUAGUAAAUCUAAGAAAAAUCUUAAAGAAACCACACCAGUUGCUGAAAUUGAUAAUGUUGAUGAAAUGAAAGCUUUGAGUAUAGUCACUGAUGAUGACAACACCACAUCAACAACUGAUUCUGCACCAUAUGUGUCAGUAUCAGUGGAUUAUAUGCCUGACCAGAGUUUCUCUGAUGUUAUGAGAGAACACUUUAAACCCUUAGUUGACGCAGGUAGCCGUUUCCCUCCAACAAUAACAGACUCGGACAAUGCUCCAGUGGUUGACAAUGAUUAUAGAUUGUUUUUGGUCAGUGAUGAAGAUGAAAAAGAGGGGCAGCAGAUUGACGAAAAUGCAGAUUGUAACCAAGAAGGAACACAAGAACAAGAUCAAGACGAAAACAUGGCGGUCACUAAUGAUCCAUAUGCUGUAGAGAGACCAUCAUCGAAAGAGAAUUUUGUUAGUCCUGUAAAAGUUUAUAAUACACAAAAUGGUUAUGUGUGUGUGCUGAGGCAUCCUACCAGUUUGUACAUAAAUGGGAAAGUAAGAGUUAAGUUAUUAACAGGACCAGUUGAAGUUCUUGGUCACAGACUGAAAGAAGGCCAAAAACUGAAGCUGUAUGCUCCUAAUAACAGCCAUUCUAUGUGCUUCUCCACCUUUACAAGCGAAACAUCUUCUUAUGGACUAUUUGGCAAGCUGACAGCUGCAGGGUUAGCGGUAUCUGAAGCUGAGGACAUAGUGACAUCCUUG